AUGCAACAACAGCGUGCGAAGGGGACACCCAUAUCUGGACCUCUAUUGCAAGAAAAGGCUCUGAUGUUCGCUAAGGAACUCUAUCCUGACUCGCAUCAUAAAUUUAAGGCAAGCAAUGGAUGGCUUACACGAUUUAAAGGAAGGCAUGCAAGCAGAUCGGUAACCUUGCAGGGUGAGAGCCUUUCAGCAAACACCGACGCAGUCGCUUCAUUUAAGACAAAACUACAGAAGAUAAUAGCGGAGGAGGGACUUACGAGAGACCAGCUAUUUAAUGCUGACGAGACAGGGCUCUGGUGGUACUUGAUGCCCAAUCGAACAUUGGUGCUCCAUGGGGAAACGACAGCAAAGAAUUUUAAGAUGGCGAAGGACAGAGUAACUGUCCUUGGAUGUGCAAACGCAAUUGGAACUUGCAAGAUUCCUCUUGCUUUCAUUCACAAAUCAGCAAAGCCCCGUUGCUUUAAACAUGACAACAUGGAAGAUUUGCCCGUCCAUUACUACAGUCAACAUAAUGCAUGGAUGGACGCCUUUGUGUUCAAGAAAUGGUUUAAUGAUAAGUUUGUUCCUUUUGUUAGACGAUUUUGUCGGAGAAGAACAUUCCAUACAAAAUCGUAUUGCUUCUUGAUAAUGCGCCAGCACAUCCACAAGAAGCAGAGCCCCCAAAUACAACGAGCCUAA
Messenger RNA from Anneissia japonica, 675 nucleotides. Its product is annotated as jerky protein homolog-like. The transcript has a single exon. NCBI's taxonomy places the organism in Eukaryota, Metazoa, Echinodermata, Crinoidea, Comatulida, Comatulidae. Gene Ontology annotation, molecular function: DNA binding. The coding region runs from base 1 to 675 and encodes 224 amino acids. The record is from RefSeq and is a predicted model, not a curated record. Gene Ontology annotation, cellular component: nucleus.